CCGCCACCCCGUCUCGCCUGUAGAUCGCACCCGCUGCCUUUCCCGUCCCGCCCGCAACCUAGCCCUCACAUCUUCUCCUCACGCCCGACGCCAUGAAGGGCAAGUUUUCGUUCAACCUCGCGCCCAUCAAAGUCCCCACCAAGGCCGAAACCAAGGCUCUCAAGGAGUCGCUCGCAACGCGUGACAUUGCUACGCCUUCGUCGCCUUUCAUCAACCGCCGCAUUCUUUCUCCCCACACCGAAGCAGAACUGCGCGCCGCCUGCGAGGCCGUCCUCAAGCAAGAUGACAACUCGUAUGGCCAAGCUGCUGCGCUUCAGGCUGCCGAGGCCAACGCGGCCGACCCUCUGCACCGCUCGAUGAAGACCAUGCAAGCCAGGCGGACCGAGAGCCACCCGCCAGCCCACCCAGCCCCACCGCGAGGAGCCGCUAAGCCUAUCGCUGCGAUGCCAUCAACCCAACCACACAAAUCGAACGUGGUGCCCAGCGACGCGUCCCCGGAGCGUCAUCUGGCGCACAACCUGAUACCGGCAAACUCCAGUCGCAGAAGAAACCACCAGGACACUUUGGACGAAUCCAAGUCGGCAAUUUGCAAGGCGUCCAUAAGCCAGAGUGAACAGCGCCCGCCUCAACACACGUCGCGGCCCAUCGCGAACGAGAGGCCAGGCACGGGUUCGAUUGGCAAAGGCCUGGAUUCCCCCGAAACAAGCUAUUCUACGCCUCUGAGCGCUUCGACGACCGACCGAAACCCCUAUGCCUCCACUGCAAGAACCUCAGCAGGGAUGCCCUCGCGAUGCUCAAAGCGAAACUCUCACUACGUGCACAGCGACGAGGAAGCUGCAUCACGGGCAGAUGCCGAGGCAGCAAAUUGGACGCGGAUGGAACGCGAGCGCCAUGGGAGAGAAGAUGCGCUUCACCGUCCGGUGUCACGGACAAGCCAAACCGCCAGUGCGAGGAGGAGCGUUACGGAUAUCAAAGAGUAUUUCCGGCCAGGCUCCUCACAGCUCAGCAAAUCAGCAUCCCGGGAUUCCUUGAGGAGCAGGAGGUCAGAAGCCGCCAGCACGCAACCCACUACCCAAAAACAUGGCUGGAGAAGCUGGGGCGUGCAGCGGAGUUCAAGCAGUGACAGCCUUGGCAGUCGAUCGGGAAGCAUCCGUUGCGGGAGUACCGAGCGCAACCAAGAUGGCAAAAAGGGGAUUAACCUCAACAGGGAAUUGCCACCAUUGCCGAGUGUGGAUCAAUGGAAGGCCCCGAGGCCCGAAGUGCCGUACUCGAAGCCAAGCAACCCUACGCAUAUUGCGAACUUAAUGCAAGUGCAGCCGAAGGCUCACAGUCGAAGAAACGGACAUGACCGACAGACACCUAGGGAGCACAGGACACGCCAACGUGCCGAUGCUGGAUCACGCACUGCGUCAUCGCAACACAGCAAUGACUCUGACGUCCCGAUGCAUUUUCAGCCGCGGCAACAGGAUCCCCUCACGCGGGAUUUAGCCUCGUCUCAUAUCGAUUUUGACAACCUCAUUUCCGCAAUGAAGUACACAAGAAAGCAGGAUGGCACUAACCUGAGCAAUCCAUCGUUGGCUGAUAGUGGGCACGGUGUGGAACAGCCGCAUCAGGCCCGCCGGCCGAGCAUGAAGAUCAGCAUAGACCAGCACGGCGAGAAAGCCCCGAGUUUCAGCAGAAAGGCGAGCAUGGAGGAUCGGUCUCUCGAUGCAAAGUACAAAAACGUGGUUCAGCUGAAGGCGGAUGAGACAUCGCCCAGCAGCCCCGUUCACAGCGCCAUGGGCGGCUUGAAGAAAGUGUUCACUGGCUUGGGCUUGGGGAAGCACAAGAAAUCCGAGACAUGGAUGGACAAGUUCGAAAGGAGCGGGGUCAAGGGCGGAGUCCUGAUCCACGACGAAGCCGCAGGGGCGCCUGUUGUCCGGUACUAGGAAGCUGACCCGUACUAUGUGAGGUGUCUUUGUUUGGCAGUGUAUAUACCCUUAUUGAUUGAGUGACAUGGCUUGUGUUACUUCUUACCCGAGU
This is a messenger RNA of Aplosporella prunicola CBS 121167, 2022 nucleotides long. RefSeq lists its product as uncharacterized. NCBI's taxonomy places the organism in Eukaryota, Fungi, Ascomycota, Dothideomycetes, Botryosphaeriales, Aplosporellaceae. Bases 93 to 1928 code for a protein of 611 amino acids. The record is from RefSeq and is a predicted model, not a curated record. The transcript is spliced from 2 exons.